ACACAGAUGAGCAACAGCUCGGCGCCAGCGCGGCAUCGCCCAGCCCUGCGCCCGGCCGCUGUCCCGGCGGUGCAGGCAGGGAGUGGAGAGACGGUGCAGUUGGGCCACCCAUCCUGAGCGCAGAGCCAUCACCACGGGGCAGCCACAUCCCCACCGCUCCCGGCGCCACCCGCAGGGCAGGGAUGUGAGGCACCGUCCCACGGAGCCGUGGUCCCGACGGCGCAAUGCUGAGCCUGAAGCUGCCCCGACUGCUCAGCAUCCACCAAGUGCCUAAGGGGUACCAGGAGCAGGGCAUCCUCUGUGGGUACCGCCCCCCGAGGAUCUCAGCAGCCGACUGCGUCCUCAGUGCCUUCCAGAUGACCAACGAAACGCUCAACAUCUGGACCCACUUCCUCCCUGCAUGGUACUUCGUGUGGAUGCUGGUGGGGCGGCUGUGGGGGCCGGGGGGCCGGGACCCCCCCGCCUGGCCGCUGCUCGCCUACCUGCUGAGCUGCUGCAUCUACCCACUGGCCUCCAGCUGCGCCCACACCUUCAGCCCCAUGUCGGCUCGUGCCCGGCACGUCUGCUACUUCUUCGACUACGCGGCGCUCAGCAUGUACAGCUUGGGUUCAGCCCUGGCGUAUUCAGCAUACGUUUUCCCAGAAGAAUGGGUUGGUAGCAUCUUCCACUGCUGCUACGUCCCUGUUGCAGUGCUCAACACGGUGCUGAGCACCAGCCUGGCCUGCUACUCCAGGUUCCUGGAGCUGGAGCGGCCGUGGCUCAGCAAGGCGUCCCGCACACUGGCCUUCGUGUACCCGUACCUCUUCGACAGCAUCCCGCUCUUCUACAGGUUCUAUGUGUGCGCGGCGCGGAGCUGUGCGGAUCCCACGGUGGCUGCCCACUACAGGCACACGGCCUUCGCCUUCCUCACCUGCUUCAUCUUCGCCACCCACCUCCCCGAGAGGCUCGCGCCGGGGCACUUCGACUACAUCGGGCACAGCCACCAGGUGUUCCACGUCUGCGGCAUCCUGGGCACGCACUUCCAGCUGGAAGCCAUCCUGAUGGACAUGAGCGAGAGGCAGGCACGGCUCCCAGCCACGUCGCUGCUGCAGGCGCUGGCACCCAUGGGCACGUGCAUGGCCGUUGGGUUGGCGGUCAUUGCGCAUUGCUCUGCACAGCUCUGCCGGGCACCAGAGCCCUCGCACAGGGAGAAGCUGCAUGGGCAGUAGGGCGCCUGGGCUGCAGGAUGUGGGUUCCUGGUCUGCUGCUGCACAGGACAGAAGGUGGACAGCUGACGCAUGGGGCGGACGCAGAGUUUCUUUGCGUGCGCUCGAUGACAGAUGUUUGUUGGCCAAUCCUCGAGGGCGAAACGUAUUGCACUGGUGUUUGUACAUACGGCUUUCAGGCUGGGGGUGGGUUAUGAAAUGCUUUUAAUCGAGCUGAUAUUUCAUCACCGGAAAUAUUUAAAAUAAUCGUUAACGUAUUUCUUUUCUGCAAAAGGGAGAUCGGUGCCAGUGCUCUCCAGAGCAAGAGGCAUUCACCAGUUCUGCCUUAUGGAGGGCCACAGGUGUCCCUGCUGCCAGGGGAGCUGACGAAGGAGAGAUGUGGUCAGAUGUUAGGGGGAGAUCCUGCACUCAGAGGCGGUGAGGCGCUGGCACUGCUGCCCAGAGCUGAGGGUGCCCCAUUGCUGGAGGUGCCCAAGGCUGGAGAUGGGGCUCUGGGCGAUGUGCUCAACCCCUGCAUGGCAGCAGGCUGGAACUGGGUGUGCUUCGGGGUUCCCUUCCACCCCAGCCUUUCUGCGAUCCCAUGAUGUUGGUCAGCAGCAGAACCCCAUGGCAGGAUGUGGACGCAGUGCGGGCUGCCACGUCCCGGGGCUGAGCCCAACUUUCCCGGUGCUGGGGGUAAAACCCCAACUACGUGACACUGCACCCAAGUGCCUAACCAGCGUGGGGCUGGGGCGGACCACAGCCUGCCUUGCGCUCAGUUCUAAGGGAAUGUCCAGGGCACCUCGGUUCUCUGUGGAUCAAGCAGCCUUCCCAAGGGGAUCACUUCCCCAGGAACACAUGGAAUGACCCCUCAGGGCUUUGAGGAUGCUUGCCAAUGGGCUGUCAGUGGGUUUUAACCAGCACCUGGCGCGCGAUGCAGCGAUGCCUGCCGUGGAGCACUGUCUGUCAGUAAUCAUACGGGUGUAUAACAGCUUCUGUGUGUGAUCACCUCUCGCAAGGCAGGAGAGAUGCACUUUGGAGUGGCAGCACAGCAGCUCGUUAAGGACGUGAUGGGGCUGCUCAGCCUCGUGACAGCACACCUCCCUUUGAAAGCUGACCAAGCUAUUAAUAUUUAUAAGCACUGGGCCGUGAUUGUUUAUGCAACAGAUUUCUUUCAUUAGGAGGGGAAACUAACAGAGCGAUGCACUGACGUGUUCUAACCCGGUGUGGACGGCUCUGCUCCUGCCCGUGACAAUAACUGCUUCGGAGAUCAUUGCUAAUAACUGCAAAGCUUCUUUACCUUCAGUACGUGUGCGGCUGGGAAGAAACCCGGCGUGAUUUCGGACUGUGUCGACGUUCUGUUGGUUGUUCUGGUUGUUUUGUUGGCUACUUUGGCUUUGCGCUCUGAGCACUCCUCUGCUCCUCCAAUGGGAGCCCAUUGCCGGGAGCGGUGCGCGGCACACGUCCUGUUCAGCUGCAGAUGGCCACGAGAAGCGGUUUGAUGGACGGCACUGUAUUCACAUCUGGAAAUAAAAGCUUCGGGGCAGAUUGCAA
Gallus gallus (chicken) is the source of this 2738-nucleotide messenger RNA. RefSeq names its product progestin and adipoQ receptor family member 5 (gene PAQR5). Gene Ontology annotation, cellular component: membrane. The record is from RefSeq and is a predicted model, not a curated record. The coding region runs from base 225 to 1208 and encodes 327 amino acids. The transcript is spliced from 9 exons. NCBI's taxonomy places the organism in Eukaryota, Metazoa, Chordata, Aves, Galliformes, Phasianidae. Gene Ontology annotation, molecular function: signaling receptor activity.